Oldenlandia corymbosa var. corymbosa is the source of this 869-nucleotide messenger RNA. The record is from the annotation of a GenBank genome assembly. NCBI's taxonomy places the organism in Eukaryota, Viridiplantae, Streptophyta, Magnoliopsida, Gentianales, Rubiaceae.
ACAUAGGUUGGCUUGUCGGUCAAGACAAACUAUAAAAAUUGAAACUAUAAAUUAAAAUUGGUUCGAGAAGGAAAUCGGAACUUUGAGAAUUAAUUCAGAAGAAAGAGGAAGAACCCAGAAACAGCAGAUUUUCAGGAGAAAACCCAAUUCCAGCUUUUGCUGAAGAUUUUCAGAAGAUUUUUUCUAUGGAACCUGUGACUGUGGGAGUUGCUGUUGGGGCUGCUGCCUUGGGAGCCAGACAGUUGAUUAAAUUUUGGCAAGUAUUUAGAUCUGCACCCAGGAUUCGCAGGUUUUAUCCUGGUGGAUUUCAACCCACCAUGACUAGAAGAGAAGCUUCCCUGAUUCUUGGGGUCAGGGAGAAGGCACCAUUUGAUAAGGUGAGAGAGGCUCAUAGGAGAGUUAUGGUGGCAAAUCAUCCUGAUGCAGGUGGUAGCCAUUAUCUAGCUUCAAAGAUCAAUGAGGCCAAGGAACUCAUGCUGGGAAGAAAACAAGGGUCUCAUUCUGCGUUUUAGUUACUGAUAUCUAACAUGGAUUAAUUGUUGUUAUUCGCUCCUCCGAAAAGUUUUGAUCUUCAACAGAAAGAAGUGCUGCGGCCUGAUUGUGUAGGCGUGUGCAUAUACUUUUCAGGCCUGAUGAUGUAUGAAAACUGAUGAUAUUUCCAUAUACUGCAGCUUAGAGUUCCUUGGAAAUAUUCAUUUGUAUACUAAUGUUGUAUGAAUGAACUUCUCAUUGCUGCAUCUUUGCUGUCUCUUUGUUCUCAAAUGAUUUUUUUUUCCCCUGGCAUUUGUGAUUGAGAAGUUUUCAUUUUUAUUCAAGUAAAACUUUUCAUCUUUGUUCUUGUAAAUUGAGAAGUUUUAGUGCGUUGGAGC